Aspergillus lentulus is the source of this 615-nucleotide messenger RNA. RefSeq names its product SGNH/GDSL hydrolase family protein. The record is from RefSeq and is a predicted model, not a curated record. Gene Ontology annotation, molecular function: phosphatidylcholine lysophospholipase A1 activity. NCBI's taxonomy places the organism in Eukaryota, Fungi, Ascomycota, Eurotiomycetes, Eurotiales, Aspergillaceae.
AUGGACAAGGAACUCUCAAUCCUCUGUUUCGGUAACUCUCUAACCGCCGGAUACUACCAUUUCGGAUGCGACUAUCAUCCAUACGCCUUGACACUGAAAGAUAAACUACAGGCAGCCUUUCCCACCACCACAUUCACUGUUGACGUGGAUGGCCUUCCAGGCGAUUUGGUCAUCAGCCCUGUCGGAACAUUUCUGCCUCGAAUCCAAGCAAAAUUUGACGGAUCCAACUAUGACUGGGUUAUCAUUCUUGGGGGAACAAAUGAUCUCGGGAGAGGCUAUCCGGUUUCGAAAAUAUACCCUGCUCUGCAAGAGGCGUGGGAAGUGGCUCUAGACAGCGGCGCAAAUGUUCUCGUUCUCACUAUUCCAGAAUGCUCGGUCGUCAGUACGACGCUUGACGCGCGGAGGAACGAAGUAAAUUCGUCCAUACUCAGUCAUAAAGCAGAGGGAUUCCACGCGUUUGACCUGCACGGGAAAGUCCCGUAUCACAGCGCCACAGAGGAAUUCAGGAAGAAAAUCUGGGAUGAUGGAUUGCAUCUAACUGCCGAGGGGUAUAAACUCGUGGGUGAGGUAGUCGGUGAGCAUUUGAUUGCGCUGCUCAAGGACAAAGGUUUAUAA